Molecule: messenger RNA, 3523 nt
Organism: Rubroshorea leprosula
Lineage: Eukaryota; Viridiplantae; Streptophyta; Magnoliopsida; Malvales; Dipterocarpaceae
Source: the annotation of a GenBank genome assembly
GCUUUGCAGAGAGGAUACCAAGGCAAUGCCAAGGUGCUUACGGUGAAGUUACAGACAGUUCGUAGAAGGUAUGAAGGUAUGGUCAUGAAAGAAGGUGAGAACUUAUCUGAUUUCUUUACCCAGAUGACAGAAAUUGUCAAUCAAAUGAGAAAAUAUGGUGAUGAUGUGCCCGAGCAAAAGGUGGUUGAAAAAAUUCUUAGGAGCUUGCCUAAGAAAUAUGACCAUAUUGUGGCUGCCAUAGAAGAGUCAAAGGAUUUAUCUGUGUUAACAACAGAUGAGCUGCUCGGUUCUCUUUUUUCUCAUGAAGACAGGAUGAAGAGGUACGAGGAUCCUGUGGAGAAUGCUUUCUACAACAAGCUACAGCUGCCCAAAAACAAAUAUGGAGGGAGCUCUUCAGAGUUUAGUAACAGAGGUGGAUUCAAUAGAGGACAAUGUGCAAUCCGAGGUGGAAGAAGAGGUCGUGGAGGUCGGUUUGGCAGCAUUAGGCAUCAACAGAGAGCCAAUGAAAGAAGUGACUACCAGAGUUCAAUUCAGUGCUUUGUUUGUAAGAGGUAUGGCCAUAUUGCUAAAGAUUGUAGAAUUAAAGAUAAGCAAGCCAAUUUUGCACAAGAAAAGGAUGAUGAAACUGAAAGCUUAUUUCUUGCUUGCUACACUGCUAAAGAAAGUGUUCCAGAUGUUUGGUAUGUGGACAGUGGCUGCAGCAAUCACAUGACAGGAAACAUUAAUCUCUUCAUCAACCUGGACAAGUCAAUGAGCAAAACGAUAACCAUGGGUGAUGGUACCAUACGAGAAGCACAAGGAAAAGGCAUGGUUAAAUUGGAUGAACAUGGCAAGAAUUGUAUAGAUGAUGUCCUGUUCGUACCUCAUUUGGAUUCUAAUUUGCUAAGUGUGGGUCAGUUUAUGAUGGAUGGAUAUUCACUUGUUUUUGAAAAUAUGGCUUGCUAUGUUUACAAAGAUGGAACUAAAAAGGAGCUUUUAAUUAAAGUUCCAAUGGCAAAAAACAAGUGUUUUCCUUUAACUCUUGACUGUGAGUCUGCAUUGAAUGUCACUUUGCAUGAUGAAAAUUGGUUGUGGCAUCAUAGAUACGGGCAUUUGAAUUUCCAGGGGUUGGUACAUUUGUCAAAACAGAAUUUAGUGCUUGGUUUGCCUAUCAUUGAACAAGUUGAUGGUGUGUGUGAAAGCUGUGUCUAUGGCAAACAGCAUCGAGAUGCUUUUCCCAAAGGAAAGGCGAGAAGAGCUUUGAAACCUGCUGAGUUGAUACAUGCAGAUGUUUGUGGGUCAAUGAAUACCUUGUCUCUCAACAAAAGCAUGUAUUUUAUUGUCUUUGUUGAUGAUUUUAGUAGACUGACAUGGGUUUACUUUGCCAAAGAAAAGUCAGAUGCCUUCCCAAUCUUUAAAAAAUUCAAAGCUCUUGUUGAAAAGCAAAGUGGAUGUUCAAUCAAAGUUUUGCGGACAGAUCAAGGUGGGGAAUUUGUUUCAGCUGAAUUUAAUAAAUUUUGUGAAGAUUUCGGCAUCAAAAGGCAGUUGACAGCAAGUUAUACCCCUCAACAAAAUGGGGUAGCCGAAAGGAAAAAUAGAAGCCUUGUGGAGAUGGCAAAAAGCAUGCUGAAAGCAAAAGGUCUUCCAAACAGUUUCUGGGCAGAAGCAAUUCACACCGCAGCUUAUAUUCAGAAUCGCAGUCCCACAGCAGCUCUGCAUCAUCAAACUCCUUUCGAAGCUUGGCAUGGCUGGAAGCCCAAGGUAGCUCACUUUAAAAUUUUCGGGUGUCUAGCUUAUGUCCAUGUUCCAUCUCAAAAAAGGACAAAAUUUGAAGAAAAUAGUGUGAAGUGCAUUUUUCUUGGUUAUAGUGAUGAAACUAAAGGUUACAGAUUUUAUAAUCCUAUUACCAAGAAGUUACUAAUCAGUCGUGAUGUGAUUUUUGAUGAGAAAAAUUCAUGGAAUUGGAAUGAGAAGAAAAGUCUAGGUUCUGUGUUGGUUGAUGGCAUUUUGGAGGCUGAUCCAGUGAUGACAGAAGGUGAAAUGAGUGAAGGUCAAAGUUCCUCUACACCUAAUAGUGGCAGCAGAUCAUGUCCAUCCUCACCUGAGACACCUCCAGCGCCAAGGAAAGCAAGGAGAGUAAGAUCCUUGGUGGAAAUCUAUGAACAAACGCAAAGGUGUCAAAUGGCACAUGUGGAGGAGCCUAGCUGUUUUGAGGAAGCAACGCAGAACAGAAAAUGGUGCAAAUCUAUGGAUGAGCAAAUGAAGGCCUUGGAAAGAAAUCAAACAUGGGAGCUUGUGGACUUGCCUAAAGACAACAAAGUUGUAAGUCUGAAGUGGGUAUACAAGACCAAGUACAAUUCUGAUGGGUCAGUUCAUAAACACAAGGCUCGAUUGGUUGCUAGAGCUUUAGCUGCUCAACAUAAGUGGUCUGUUUUUCAGUUUGAUGUGAAGUCAGCUUUCUUGAAUGGAUUCUUGGAGGAAAAUGUGUAUGUACAGCAGCCUCAGGGUUAUGAAAUUGAAAGACAGGAGCAGAAAGUGUACAAGUUGAAGAAAGCACUUUAUGGUCUGAAGCAAGCACCAAGAGCUUGGUAUGAAAGAAUUAAUGCUCAUUUUUGCAGCCAUGGAUUUCAUAAAAGUCCAAGUGAGCCUACUUUGUAUGUUCAGACCAGAGGUGGAGAUGAGGUGGUUCAAAAUGGUGAGGGAAUUUUUAUUUCCCAAGAGAAAUAUGCUAAAGAUCUCUUUAAGAAGUGCAGAAUGGAAGAUUGCAACUCAGUGGGAACUCCAAUGGUUUCUAAUCAAAAGUUCAGUUUGGAUGAUGGAGAAGAAAAGGUUGAUGCUCAUGCCUAUCGCAACCUUAUUGGGAGUCUUCUUUAUCUCACGAACAGUAGGCUUGAUAUUACUUUUGCCACCAGUAUGCUGUCUCGUUUUAUGCAGAGUCCAAGUAAGACACAUUAUGGAGCAGUGAGGAGGAUUCUAAGAUAUUUGAAGGGGACAAUCUCUUUUGGCAUUUUAUAUGCCAAAAAUGAACAAUUUAAUUUAUUUGGGUACUCUGACAGUGAUUGGGCAGGUUGUGUUGAUGACCGACGUAGUACUUCAGGUUAUGCUUUCUUUUUGGGUUCCGGUGCUAUUUCUUGGAGUUCAAAGAAGCAAGCCUCUACAGCUUUGUCAUCUUCAGAAGUAGAAUAUAUCUCCUUAACAGCAGCAGCGUGUCAAGCCACAUGGACAAGAAGAAUUCUGAAGGAUAUGAAGCAAGUAUAAGUGCAGCCAACAACAAUAUUUUGUGACAAUCAAUCGACCAUUGCGAUGACAAAAAAUCCAGUAUUCCAUAGUCGAACUCGUCACAUUGAGACUCGGCACCAUUUCAUAAGGGAGUUAGUGGCGAGUGGAGGCUUGGAAGUUGUUCACUGCAACUCAAAGGAUCAAGUCGCUGACAUUUUUACGAAGCCACUUCCUUUGGAUAAGUUUAUCCAUUUAAGGGAUUUGCUUGGAGUUUUAAAUUUCAGCAUUAAGGGGGAGCAUGUUACAAUAUAAUGCUGAAAUGGGU